GAGAGAGAGAGAGAGAGAGAGAGAGAGAGAGCUGUGAAUGGUGAAGGAGCAGGGGAGGGCAGGCAGAGAGAAGGCGAGAGAGAAAGCGGCUGGCCUUUGUAGUCGGCCGAGGAAUGCGGAAACGUCCCUGCUCUGUGUCAAACUCCUCCGGAGGGGGUCGAGGCAACAUUCAGCCCAGCGUGGGAAAGCGACGGGCAGAGCGAGCUCACCGAGCAGCUCAGCGCACCACACUCUCUCCGCUUAGAUGGGAAAACGCGUAGUGGGGGAAAACGGACGGACGCUAGCCUAGCCGAGCUGAGGAGAUAAGCAGCACACGCUCCUUGCACGCUCACUGAGGGCUUGGGGAAAGAGAAGAAAAAGCGAGUCGCUGAGUUGAGCUCGGUGUGCCGCAGUGGCGCAGGCGCUGGCGCAGGGAGGAUGGGGGGUUAAAGCGCUGCAGCCGCCGACUACCUGUGUGGCCUCGCUAGGACAGUCCGGGAUGUAGAAGAGGGGGAGAGAAGAAGAAUAAAAAACCCCGCUCCUGCUGCUUCUUUCUCGCAGUUUUUUUUUUUUAAUAAACGCGAACGAUUGUAGCGUGAUUUACAUUUCAGUGAGAAACUAAAAGGGGCAACGCACGUGCAGAAGCGGCGCUGACUCUCCCGGUCAUGGCUUCGUGAAAGAGCCUCACCGGGCACGUUUUCGGGAUUCCCCGGGGUAGGGCUGCAUCCGAGCAUAAAGACGCCCGUGCCAGAAAGACAAGUAGAUAAAGAAAAAAAAAAGGAUGGACAGAGAAGGUCUAAACCAGCAGUAUGAGCCCGUGGCUGAGAUCGGCGAGGGCGCGUACGGGAAGGUGUACAAGGCGCGCGACCUGAAGAACGGACGCUUCGUGGCGCUGAAACGGGUGCGCGUGCAGACCGAGGAGGAGGGCAUGCCUCUAUCCACCAUCCGCGAGGUGGCAGUACUGAGGCAGCUCGAGUCUUUCGAGCACCCCAACGUGGUCAGGUUGUUCGAUGUCUGUACAGUUUCUAGAACUGAUCGGGAGACCAAACUGACUCUGGUCUUUGAGCAUGUGGACCAGGACUUGACCACAUACCUAGAAAAAGCACCUGAUCCAGGAGUGCCACCUGAAACCAUAAAGGAUAUGAUGUACCAGUUGCUGCAGGGGUUGGACUUCCUCCAUUCGCACCGUGUGGUUCACCGAGACCUGAAGCCUCAGAACAUUCUGGUCACCAGCGGAGGACAGAUCAAACUGGCAGAUUUUGGCCUGGCACGCAUAUACAGUUUUCAGAUGGCCCUUACUUCAGUGGUGGUCACUCUCUGGUAUCGAGCUCCAGAAGUGCUCCUGCAGUCGAGUUAUGCGACCCCGGUGGAUCUGUGGAGUGUGGGCUGCAUCUUUGCUGAGAUGUUCAGAAGAAGGCCGCUUUUCCGUGGGAAUUCUGAUGUUGACCAAUUGGGCAAGAUUUUUGAUGUGGUUGGAGUCCCUCCUCCUGAAGACUGGCCCCAGGAAGUGGGUUUGCCUCAGAGUGCCUUUCCCCCUCGCCCCCCUCAGCCUAUAGAAGACCUGGUGCCUGACAUGGACGAGCUUGGAAAAUCACUUCUACUUAAAUUUCUGUCGUUCAACCCAGGCCGAAGGAUAUCGGCUUAUGAUGCCCUGUCUCACCCAUACUUUCAGAGCCUGGACAGCACCAGCAAGAGUCUCUAUGCCCAACCCUUCCCGAGCAAAAAGCCCUCCCUGGAGGAGAGAGCUGCUUGAAAGACUUUCCUUUUUUAUAGACUUACUGGCACAAGCCCCUUUUUGAACUUGUCUUCCAUUGCCGCAUUACAUGCUGCUUUUAGUCCUCGUUGAAGUAUUACCACAAUUCUCGGUUGAUGCAUUUUCACUGCAGCAGGUAAUAUCAGUGUCACUGCCUGGGACAAUUUACAAAAAAAAAAAUCAAAAGCUGCUUUCCUGCCUGCCUGUCUUCCUUUGCAGGAAGUCCCUCUGCUCAGAGGAAACUCCACUGCCAGAUAUCUGAUACAGAGGCUGCUACACCAUGUUGCCAGGGAUCACUCUGUCUUGACGAACAUCAUAAAAAUAUAACUGCCAGGACUUAGCUAAUAAUCAGCUGCCUAAAUCACACUGCUCUAUAUCAGCAAGUUCACUGCCUGUGACUGACCCAAUCUCGUAUUUGAAUCCUGAAAAACCAUAUUGUUGUCACUGCUAAUGUGGGUCUGUUGAACAGAACCGCACUCUGUAAGAUGGAAUUGCACAUGUAUACUCUUUUGCUCAUGCUCUGAAAGUGAGUUAUGGGUCACAGCAUUUAGGUAAAUUAUCUGUCAGUAUAUCCCCCAAGGCUGGUCUUUGUGGACCUUGACAGCAUUGGAGACACAUUUCAGUUCAGUGCCUUACAGAGGAGGAGAAAUCAUACGGCUAUGGUUUAAGCCCUCACCACUGUCGAGGCCUUAAUGACCUUUAUUAACCUGGCAGACACCCAACACUUCAGACUGGUUUUCUGCACACAGACUAAAGUCUGGUUUAUGCUUCAUCAUAAAUAUUUAAAAGAACUUCUGAAAACUGAAAACGGCGUAGUAAACAGGAAGUAGUGAUGACAUAGAUGAAGACAUUGUUCUUAGAGUGGAAGAUAUUGAGUCGCACCAUCUCAGCAAGGUAUUUUUAAAAAUGGAGUUAUCUGCAAUACAAGCUGCUUUACAAAAAAUUCGUAAACACUGAUUCCGUAGAAACAGCUUUCUCCCCAACCAACCAGCAAGACCAUUUUAUGCAAAUGUGAUUUACAGAGCAAUGACAGCAGAGUGGUGCAUCAGGUAGCGUUGGUCAGGUAGCCUCACAGCUCCAGGGUCUAGGGCUUGAUACUGAGCUUCACAUAUUUGUGUGGGUUUCCUGUGGGUACAGAGAUUUCAUCAGACCUCAUAAAAAAACAUGCCAGUUAGUGGAUUGGUUACUCUAAAUUGGUGUAAAUGUAAACGUUUUUGGUGCAUUUCCACCUUGCGCCUAGUAUUCCCAGUGGAUCCAUUACAACCCUAACCAGGAUGAAGUGGUUACUGAAAAUGAAUGAAUCACUUCCAUAACUCAACUGAUUUAAAAUAAAUUUUAUAAAAGAAAAUGAAACAUUGUGGCUGUUAUACAUAGUGCUUGGCUAAAAGAGUUGAACUCUUGACAAGCUCACUGACAUGCGCCCAACUUGCUACUGGGAAAUGUAUUUAACUAAUACAGCCCAACAUUGUCUCUCAGACCACCUUCAGACUGGACCGUCUUCAAAAAUCUUGUCACAGAGUCGAGGCUGCCACCAGUUCCCAUGGCCUUCCUACUGCUAGCCAACAGAAGCAGAACUGGGUGGCCCAGUUGGACAUUCAGUUUUGAAGACUAAGUUUUCCAAAUUGUGUUGCACCCCUCCCUCCUCUCUGAAUUGCUUUUCUGACCCCUGGAAAGAAGCAUAAACCAGUCUUGACCAGUGUAAUUUAGUGUCUGGAAACCUGGCCCUUAUAGUCUAUAUCUACACAAAUUGUUCUUUCUACACUGUUCAUUUAUUUUUAAUAUCAGUGUUGAUUGUUGAUGACUUAUUGUGGUUAAGUCUUAAUUGUAGCUGACUUGAAGGUGUAGGGACUUGUAUGUAUGACUUGUAUAUUAUACAGUAUGUACACACCAUGUUGUGGUGUGAAUGGAGUAGUAACUCCGUAUGUAGUUAGAGGGCUGACCCUCACUGGGUAGCAUUUUACAGUUAAAACGAUUUGUUAUAAGAGCAAGAAGAAGCGUAACUGGCAGGUGGUUUGAGAAAUAAUUGUAGUGCAGUAAUGCUUGAGCAAGUAGAAACUGUCUAGCUUUAGAGACAAUGAAUGAGGCGUGAAAGGUUUGUUUUUGAGAGAUUAAGAGGGUUUGCAGAGGUUGAGGAAGGUUGUGUAAUAACUGUGUUUUUGCAGAAAUUCAGGACUUGUACAUUCAGUUUGAACUUCCAUUUGAUCCUUCCAUUAUUCAAUUCGCUCAGUUCUGGACUGAUGAUAGCCAAGUAGCUCAGAGACGUAUCCAGCUUUUUGUCUGACUCUUCAGAUGAGUUAGAAGGGAGGAAGGUAAAGAAGAAGGAAGAAUGCUGCUUUAGAAAUUUAGGAUGUGGCCCAGGAGCCUGGUCCAAGAUGAGGCUAAACAGAAUAGAACAACACCCAGAUGCCGUGUCGUAGGCCUUUAUCCACAGGUUCAUCCAGAUAAGCACUGGUGCUUCCUUCAUUCACUCAGGAUCUCAGUAGACUCAUUGGUUCGUACUUAUCAGAUAGCGCUGAUUUUACAGCUGAUCUGUGAUGGACUUUUUUCCUUUCAUAGUAAAGAAUAAUAUCUGAUAAAUAUAACUCACUCUACCACACACUCAGGUCUAUUUAUGGUUGUAUGCAUAGAUUCAACAGGUUUCAUAUCUGUUUCAGUUUAAUCAUUGUUUUAACAUUAGUGCAUAGUAAAUUAAGUCUGCAAACUAUUCACUGUAUUAAUUCCAAAAUAGCAUAGUACAAUGUUGCUUUCAGACUAUUUAUGGCUAUAUUUACACACAUGUUCAUCGGAUUACUGGUAUCAUCAGACAUUUUAACAUUUAACACUGUUACAGUCUGGACUUUUAUAUUUAUGAAGGUUUUCAAUCAUUAAUAUCUUAUAGUCUAGAAAACUGGACUUGUGUUUUAAUCGUGAAGACAUCUCACCACCCAUCUGUGGCGCAACAUAAUAACUGCAGUCCAGCGUAGUGAGGAAUUCAGGGCAAGUCCCAGUUGUCUAUCUAUACCUGAAGAACAGGCAACACUUUUAAUCUACAACACCACCUAUCAUCUGUAUACAGUGCUGACGUGAUGUAUUUACCCCAGCGGUUUCACAUCAAUUCACACUUCUAGAUCCAAGUGUUGCCCCAGUCUCAUGAUGUCCAGAUGUGAGAUAGUGGGAAAUUUCCAACCAUUCAACAGAGCUGAUGAAGUCUUCAUGAUUGAAACACAAGUCCAUAGAGGACUACAAGUGUGUGUGGCGGUCUGGGGAAAAAAAACAGUGUGAUUUCCUCAGACAGUGAAUGUCAUGUUGAAUAGCUUCAUGAUGUAGCGAAAUGCAUAUAAGGAUAUAAUCCAUUCAGUUUUUAUUCGGAUAUUGACUAUGAAAGUAACCAUGAUGCUCCUGCACUGCAGUGGAGUUAUAGUGACAAAAGUUUUCCCAAGCCGCCACACAUAUGAAUUUAUAAUAAAACAUGGAGGCAGUUUUGUCUUUUUUUGGGUUGCUAUUGCUUCUGACACUUUACCGCUAACAUUCCUUCCAGUUUUUUUCAUAUGUUGUUAAAAACUCUUCUUCUCUUUUGGGCAGUUCCUCAACACGACUGUUUGUACAGACACAGCAUGUUCUUUCCCUCUCCCAAAAAAUGAGGAGCAAAUGAGGAUUGUUGGUUUUUUUUUUUUUUAGUGGGCAUUAGAUGUCAUAAAGUACAGAUAUUUACAUGAGAAAGUGCUAAGUGUGCUCGUUUGAUUACAGCUUUCAUUCAGCACUAAGCCUUUUCUGUCUCGCAUAAAGUCACAGUGGCUUGGAAUUAAAGCUGAGUUCAAGGAUAAAGCUUUGGAAUGUAAAAACUUUAAGAUAGUAACAAAAAAAAUUUGAAUGUUGACAUAACAUGUUGACACAAAUAGCACCUUGAAAAUCACCCAUCUCACUAUAUUUGUGAAACAUUAAUAAUUCUUUCUUUCCACUAUAUUUCUCAUUCGCUACCAAUAUCAGUACAUGAGGGUGACAUAAACAAUAAAUUGAACUAUUUCUCGUUGUUUGUACGUGUUUGCUUUAAUUGGAAAUUGAAAUAUAAUCAGUUGAAUUUUAUUUAAUCAGUUAUCAAUGAUUUUUUUAUUUUAUUUUAUUGUAUUUGCUGGAUAGUGGUACUUUGCAUUUGUUUUUAUUUCUUAUCCUCCUUAUAUUUUGCCUCCACUUUAUUUUUUAUUCAUUUUUUUUUUAUUUAUUGGCAUUUUAAUAGAAAUACAUUGAAAAGAUUGUUGUGUGAGAAUGAAUCUUGCCUGUUUAGCUGGUGGUGUGCUGACGGUGCUAUGAUAUAAGAAUUUCUUAAACUUGAAAUGGAAUCACUAUCAAUAUGGGGAAAAUUUGUGUUUAUAGAACAGCAACAGUGAGCAUUCAAGAUUUAAAUAUCUCUUUUCCUUUUUUUUAAUUUUCAGCAGACAUUUCCCAUAGAAAACAAAAUCAAUUCGAGCCCUCAUGACAUAUAUCUUAGACUUGAAUUACUUUAUAAUAAAUGGUAAUACUGCUGAUUCCACAUAAUUUGCUACACAAAUGUAUUUUGCUAUAAAAAUGCUACACAUAACCAAGGAACAGACUCACUGUGCAGAUCAAAUCUGUACUUCUACUGAACUUCCCAAAUUACUGCGCAUUUUCUGAAAAUAACUACCUUGUUUAAAGCUGUAUCCAGUACUAUAAUGAACUAUUAUUGGUCAUUUUUUUUCUUUUUCAUUUUAGUGUCCAGCACACAUAUGGAUUUCAUUGUACUUUGUAUUUCACUGGAAAAUUAAGAACUAUUUCAAGUUGUUUGUAAGGUAUUUUAUGUUUCUUAGAUUUUCCAUGUCUUUAACCUAAUAACAGAAAUAGGCUGUUUUUUGCAUUUAUAUUAUACUUUGUGGCUCUGUGUAAUCUUUACCUAAUUGAUCAUUCUGAUAUUUACUGGUUUGUUUUGUUGCUUAUUUUUCUGCUUAGCAGCGUAUUAACCAGGCACAGUAACCAGAAGUAGGUUUUGUUCAGUGAUGCGUUUUUGUCAGUAGGUGUUAGGAUGUUUGUUCUGAUGUUGGUGUGCUGGUGUGUGGAUAUCUGAUCUACACUGUUUGUUUCAGUAACUGUGGUUGGCACUUACCAGUUCCUGAAAUGGUACUCAAAACACAUGUGGUUCAUAACACAUGCAUAGAACCAUUGAAAUGUUACUGAUUUCUUUUAAUUCUUUUUCCAAUUGAUUUUUCCCUGUUUUACUGUAUGGAAGACAUUACUUGUAUUAUUCAUAAUCAACUUUCGUUUUUGAGAAACUGAGGUAUUUGGCAGCUUUUCAUGAGACCUAAUAUGACUAUCAUCAACAACCACAACAACAACAACAACUACAGCAGAUUUCUAUAAUCAGUACCUAAUAUAACCAAUAUUAUAAAUCAUAAAAUUGCUACUGUCAGUGGAUUUAGACAUUAUCAUUUCAGUUUUUGUUUACUUUUACCAUUGAAUCAGAAUCACGGAAAUACCUGAAUUCCUUUGCUGCUUCAGUUUAAAGCUUUGAAUGACAAUAUAUCAAGAUUUCCACGAACCAAAUUAAAGUGAGAGUAUCAUUACUGGUCAUGGCACCACACCAUUUUUAUUUUAUCUCACUUUUUUAUUUUCUCCACCCCUGCCCCCCUCCCCUUUCCCCCUUAGUUACUUGCAUAAAUUAUUUAUGGAUAAGGUUUUGUAUUUGUUGUAUUGUUUGUUUGUUUGCUGCUAAUUUUUCACAGCUUGGCUCAAAUACAUGAUGAAAGAAAAAGACCCUCCUAAAUUUGAUGCCAUUGAUAAAUAAAGCUGCUUGUGCUCAUGUGUUGCAUGUGUAACUGCCUGACAUUGUUUUUUUUAUGUUUUUUCCUUUAAAUAAAUAUUUGAAAAUGA
Pangasianodon hypophthalmus (striped catfish) is the source of this 7591-nucleotide messenger RNA. RefSeq names its product cyclin-dependent kinase 6 (gene cdk6). Lineage: Eukaryota; Metazoa; Chordata; Actinopteri; Siluriformes; Pangasiidae. Gene Ontology annotation, cellular component: nucleus; cyclin-dependent protein kinase holoenzyme complex; cytoplasm. The record is from RefSeq and is a predicted model, not a curated record. Bases 761 to 1732 code for a protein of 323 amino acids. Gene Ontology annotation, molecular function: cyclin-dependent protein serine/threonine kinase activity; cyclin binding; ATP binding. The transcript is spliced from 8 exons. Gene Ontology annotation, biological process: regulation of gene expression; protein phosphorylation; signal transduction.